GGCGGUGAGAGCGAAAAAAAAAAAGAGUGAAGAGAGGUAGAGCGAGCGAAAGAGAUCCCCCCCCCCUCGAGAGCGAAGAAGGGGCAGGAAGGAGGGGGCUCGAGCCCGCAAGCCAUGUUCUGGAAGUUUGAUCUCCACACGACCUCUCACAUUGACACCCUCUUGGAGCGUGGCAACGUGACCCUCUUUGAGCUUCUGGAUGAAGAGGAUGUGCUGCAGGAGUGCAAGGUGGUCAACCGCAAGCUGGUGGACUUCCUGGUGCAGCCCGAGCACAUGGAAGCACUGGUCACCUGUGUGACAGAGGAGCCCCCUGGAGACGUGGAUGAGAGAGUGCGCUACAAGUACCCAAGUGUGUCGUGUGAGAUCCUGACGUCAGACGUCACGCAGAUCAACGACGCGUUGGGUGAGGACGAGUCUCUGCUGCGGCGCCUCUACGGCUUCCUCCAGACUGGCGGUAUCCUCAACCCGCUGCUGGCCAGCUUCUUCAGCAAGGUCAUGGGGAUUCUUAUCAACCGCAAGACUGAUCAGAUAGUUGCCUUUCUGCGCAAGAAGGACGACUUUGUCAACCUGCUGCUAUGCCACAUCGGUACCUCGGCCAUCAUGGACCUCCUAUUGCGGCUCCUCACAUGCGUAGAGCAGCCGCAGCUGAGGCAAGACGUGUUCAAUUGGCUUAAUGAGGAGAAGAUUGUGCAGAGGCUCAUUGGGAUGAUCCACCCUUCAAAGGAUGACAAUCAACAUUCCAAUGCUUCGCAGUCCUUGUGCGACAUCAUCCGGCUGAGCCGUGAGCAGAUGAUCCAAAUUCAGGACAGUCCCGAGCCAGACCAGCUACUGGCCACGCUUGAGAAGCAGGAGACGAUUGAGCAGCUGCUGAGCAAUAUGCUGGACGGAGAACAGAGUGAGUCCGUCAUCGUCAACGGGAUCCAGGUCUUGCUGACUCUGCUGGAACCGCGCAGACCCAGGACGGAGCUGGGUGGCAUGGGGGGCUUUUACUGCAACCUGGAGGGGCAGAUGGAGGUGACCGGGCCCAACUGUGAAGUGGCUUCCAGCCAGGCCAGUCUGGGAACUCUGCUUGCCAUCAAACAGCGUCUCAGGGAGCUUCACCGGCUGCUCCUCGACCCACCAAAGAAAGAGGCCCUGCAGACAACGUGGGGAAUUCUAGACCCUCCAUUAGGAAACACGCGCCUGCAUGUGGUGAAGCUGCUGGCCAGCUCACUGGGCACCAACAAUGCAGCAUUGCAGGAUGAGAUUAUAGAGCUUGGGGCCCUCGACACGAUGUUGGACCUCUACUUCAAGUAUACGUACAACAACUUCUUGCACGCUCAAGUGGAGGCCUGCCUUAGCAGUGUUUUCAAUUCCCACGCUGGGGAUGAGACCAUUGAGAACCACUCGGAGCCCCUCCCAGAGCACCCUGUCAUCCAACAUUUGCUGCAGAAGUGUCGCUUAAUCCAAAGAAUCUUGUCUGCCUGGGAAGAAAACGAGCAGUCGCAGUCGGAUGGGGGCAGGCGCAAGGGCUACAUGGGGCACCUCACCUGCAUUGCCAAUGCCUUAGCUCAAGGCUCCGAGAAGUGGCCCCACUCCGCCCUCGUCAAGCAGCUCUUGAAAGAGCUGCCUGAAGAGGAGCAGGAGCAGUGGGAUAAGUUUGUUUCGGGGCCCUUGUCAGAGACUAACAAGAAGAACACUGUGGAUCUCGUAAACAUGCACAACCUCCACUCGUCAAGUGAUGACGAUGAGAACGACCUCAAGGAGUUCAGCUUCCCCCAGGAGGCUGUCCUGCAGCAGGCCUUUGUCGAUUACCAGCUGCAGCAGAUGACUUCUGUGUUCAUUGACCACUUUGGCUUUAAUGACGAAGAAUUUGGCGAGCAGGAAGAGAACGUCAACGCCCCCUUCGACAAGACAGCCAACAUCACCUUCUCCUUAAACGCGGACGACGAUAGCCCCAAUUCCAACCUUUUUGACAUCUGCUACAAAGAGCGGAUCCAGCAGUUUGAUGACGACGAGGAGGCUGACGGUUCUGACGGGGAGGACAUCUGGCAGGAGAAGGAGGCCGCUGUUUCUUCCGGCACGGCGCAGCCCACAGCAGUCAGAAGCCUUGGCAGCACCGACAGCGAGGACAGCGAGGACUCGGAAGAGGGAGAAGGCGGCGAGGAGGAGGAUCCUGGCGGGGGAGAGGGUGAUGCCCCGCACGUCAGCAACGGCUGCGGUGAACCAACGGAGGAGGAGAGAACGUUAGCAGAUUCCAACUGGGUGGACAGCCCCUCUGAUCUUUCCUCACCAUCUACGGUGCCCUCACAGCCUGUGGCAGCUGACACGGGCGCAGCAGUGUGGGACCGGCCCAAUUCAGAUGCCUCCCACCCCACCACAGAUGGGAACUGGGCCUCCUUUACAGAACCCCAGACGCAGCAAGAGAGUCCCUCCAAAGCACUUGUGGGCCCUGCCUCCUCUGCAAGCCUCCCUCAGGAAGUGGCACAAAGCAAUGUAUCACUAGCAGGAGCAGCUUCUAGUGUUCAACAGGAUCCUCCUACCCCAGACACAGGCCCUCCAGAAGGGUGUGACCCACCAAAUCCCUCCACCGUGACAACAGUAGCCAGCACAGUAGAACCUCCCCCAUCUACCUCUGAUUCCGCCCAACCGCUUCAGGGGACGACAGAGGCUCCACGACCUGAGCAUAGCUCCCCACAGACAGAGCAGCAGCAGCAGCAGCAACCACCGGUGGCCAGAUAAAGCCUCUCAGUGGGUCUCGUCGCUGGGGAAGGACCACGGCUGCUUGCUCGACCGAGUCCAUUUUGCCAGGGACUGUCCCCAGUCCUUCCGGUGCCUUCACCCCUGUGGGCAGGUGGGGGGGGGGGCAGAAGAGAAAGCAGCAAGGGGCAAUGAAACGGCCCAGCCUCUCUCCCUAUCUCACCCCGAGCAAUCACUGAAGAAAAUCAGGACCUGGUACCAACGAGCACCCGCGAGAGGAACGGAGGCGCACACAAGGGCAAAAGCAUCUUCCUCCUUGUGGCACGUUGGUUGGCGAAUCCCAGCAACAGCAUCCCUUGGGGAGGGAGGGUAGUCAGUCUCUCUCUCUCUCUCUCUCUCUCUCUCUCUCUCUCUCUCUCUCUCUCUCUCUCUCUGUCUCUCUCCCUCCCCCCUACUUCGGCACAAUGCCUUGCCCCCCCCCCCGCCCCCAAUACGCAUACAUGCACACUGCUGCACUGAGCAAACAUGUCUGUUUUGAUGCAAUUAAAAUUGACGCUUGAAUUGUACUAGACGUCUUCUGAUGGGGUAACACUGCGUAGGGCAAGGCGAAUAUCCAUCGAACACCCGUCUCUCUCGACCAUAGAGCUCCCCCCCGCCCCACAAGCACAAAUCUGCCACGUCUUUUCUCUUCUCCAUCCCUGCAGCAUCUGCCUCCAAAUUUGUCCAUGGGGAGGCAGUGGGGAUUAACAGAAGCGUCGCACAGGGCAAGACAGCUUGUGGGGUUGCUUCCGGCGGGUUGUAACGGCCGUCGCUGAAGACCGUGACUUCGAGCCGUAACGUUUAAAGCAGCAGCGAGGCGUGUGGGAUUAGGUGAUAGGUGCAGAGCCCGUAUGAAAUUUCCUUUCUACGUUGGGAUGAAAUCCCAUUUUUUGCAUCUUCACCUGCGUGUGCUCAGCUCCUCUGUCUCUGUUUUGAAGCUCAUCUCCAAAGAGAGCAGGGGUUGGCUAGGAGAUAAAAACUGAGCAGCCCUUCAUGUUCUCCUGGCUGAAACGAGUUGCUGUCUCCCACCCCAUCCCAUCCCAUCCCAGAACUGCCCAUCACUUGGGAGAGUGGGGCUACAACCAGUCUACUCAGUGAGAUAUAUUUGGGGGCGUUUUGUACGUAUGCCAAUGUGAAAUCUGGAUUAAUCCUUCCAAAAGUUAUUGUCAUCUUCAUCUCUCUGCCCCCAAUGUAUGUUCAGGAACUCACUGGGAUUUAAGCUUGACCUUUUCCUAUUUUCCUCCCGGUGGGUUCUGCUUCCGCCAUGCAUUCCCCCCCCCCCCGGCGCCUUUUUGGGGUAACCUGUUAAAGGGCUUGGUAGGAAGUCUUUCCCACAGACCCAAGUAUCGGCUGUAUUGGUGUCCGGGGCAGGAGAAGCACAAUAGCCUGUCCUUUGCAUGCUCCCUCCCAUGGCAACGGUUCUUGCAAAUGCAUCGGGGGAGGUGGGGAACGACCACAUACCCUUUCUGCAAGGGGCAUAGAUGCCCUUUGGCCUAGGAGAUGACCCUUCACCCCAAGUGGCGCAUCCAUGAUUUGGAAAAGCCCACCGGUUUCUUCUGGAGACAGCAGGGAAGUUCUGUAUGUCUCCUGCACUGGCGUGUUUUGACAGGCUCCCCCUCCAGUUUCAGUAUUGCUGAUAGAAGAGACGCCAACUGCACUUUGACAGAUAAAAGUGUUGUUGGUGUGACUCCCUUUUGGCCUGUUCACCUGCUGUUCUUUCCUGCAGCAAGUACUUUGUCUCCCUAAACGUACGCCACAUCUGGGAUCCAAAAAAUUGAGUUCUUCAGAGAUCAUUGGGGGGAAAGGGAGGGCUUCCAUUUGGGAGAACUGUCUUGCAGAAAGUGGAAGAAUUCCUUGUACUUGCCUCCAGUAUAUAUCCUAGAAAUUAACUUCAGAUCCCAGCGUAUUCUCCCCCCUCCCGCACACACACACUUCCAUCAAAUCCCAGAAUUGCUUGGGUUGUGCAGGGGAGGGGGACACACACACACAUUUUUUAACUUACUAAAAAACAAACUCUCCUCCAGAGUUCUUGCUCCCAAGUCACAAGGCCCAAAUGACCCUUGUAGAGCAUCCAGGGGACCAGACUUUCAGCCUCACUCCUCCAUAAUUCUUGCUCCAAAAAAGACUUCCCCACACCCAUCCUUGAAGGGGGCCAAGGAGCUCUCGUUCCCAUCCCUCCGGGACCUACCCCCUGCCAACUCCUACAGCAUUCUCCACCAAAGGCCCCAGAAUUAUUGCUUUUUCUCCCUCUUCUUCUGACCUCCCGCCCCAAGCUGUUGACAUCUUUUGGACUUUCUGUAGCUCCUUUUAUAGUGUUUAAAAAUAAAAAUAAAAUCACUGCCUCAUCCUUGCCUCUGACAAACAGAAUCAGGACAAGAGCACUGCAAAGGCUCAGCCGAGAAUGCCUUGGGAUCUGGAGGGUAGGUGAUGCCAGUGCCUGUGGGGGUGGCAAGAAGAUUGAAUACCAGGGUUUGUGGAGGGUCAGUCUUUGAAUAUCAAGGGGUGGUAGGAAGAGAAGUCAUAGUGGGGGGAUCUUUCCCUUGCAUAAGCACUAAGCCUCCUUCCCCUCCACUCCACCUCUUUACUUGCAGGUGGCCAGAAGAGUUAUAACCCCCCUCCUGUCUCUCCCUUCCCACUCCAAUAUAAGUGGCAAUAUUUCUUGAAAGCUCUUAAAACACAAGACAGAAUUGGCCUUUCGCGUCGUCUGCGUCAUGCCAUUUCGGUAUUUUUUUCCCCUUUUUUCCCUGUGUGUGUACGUGUGUGUUCUGUUUGAAUAAAGAGAUUCUAUGGCCAUAA
Messenger RNA from Elgaria multicarinata webbii, 5514 nucleotides. It is a transcript of the gene PPP6R1, whose product is annotated as protein phosphatase 6 regulatory subunit 1. NCBI's taxonomy places the organism in Eukaryota, Metazoa, Chordata, Lepidosauria, Squamata, Anguidae. The record is from RefSeq and is a predicted model, not a curated record. The transcript is spliced from 23 exons. Gene Ontology annotation, molecular function: protein phosphatase binding; protein phosphatase regulator activity. The coding region runs from base 115 to 2721 and encodes 868 amino acids. Gene Ontology annotation, cellular component: cytosol; nucleus.